This is a messenger RNA of Clonostachys byssicola, 369 nucleotides long. The record is from the annotation of a GenBank genome assembly. Lineage: Eukaryota; Fungi; Ascomycota; Sordariomycetes; Hypocreales; Bionectriaceae.
AUGCAUCCGUUGGAUAGGGGCCCGGGCAUUCGCGUCCACACCGUGGUCAACAAGUAUCUGCACGAUCCCGAGGCUUCUGUGGUAAACCAAGACUGCGUGCAGCAGGCUGCUCCCUUCGGCCUCGCGAGCAGAUGCAUCGGCACCCUUUCCGAGCAGGAACCGCAGGAGGCGCUCGAUAUUGGCCUGGCGAUGUGUCGCCAGCGCUAUCCCCAGCCUCAAGAUCGAUGCCGGUAUCAACGAGUUGGGUGUGUCUUCGCAGAUGUCACUGUUUCCGUCGUACCAAGACCCAACGAGCACGUGCCAAAGCAAGCGCUCCAGAGCGACAACAUUGGCGUCCACCUCGGUGUUGUCAAGAAUGCAUUGCACUAA